Molecule: messenger RNA, 1483 nt
Organism: Halichondria panicea
Lineage: Eukaryota; Metazoa; Porifera; Demospongiae; Suberitida; Halichondriidae
Product: fibrous sheath CABYR-binding protein-like
Exons: 8
Coding region: 145-1284 (379 amino acids)
Biological process (GO): regulation of cell differentiation
Cellular component (GO): membrane
Source: RefSeq, a predicted model, not a curated record
CAGUUGUCAUGCGCACACAAUAGUUAAUUUGUUGCUGUUCCUGACCAAUCCUCCACGCCUUGUCCGUUUGUCUGUUGCAGUUGAGAAAACUUUUGUCCAAGCAGCUAAUUCAAGCAAAGCCUGUGUGUAUUUACAGCGAGAGCCAUGUCAGAGGAAGAAGCACAAAUAGUACCUCCCACUACUGAGGAGACCCCAGCAGCUACUUCAGAGGAGACUCCAGCAGAAACUCCAGCAGCUACUUCAGAGGAGACACCAGCAGAAACUCCAGCAGCUACUUCAGACGAGACACCUGCUGCCACUGAUGACCAGCCAGCCGUGACAGAGGUCACCGAGGUCACUGUUACUGAGGACGCACCCACAGACGAGGCGGCGACACCCAAAGAUGGUGAGAAGCCACCUAAAGAAGAGAUGAUAGAAGAGGUACCCAAAGAUGAAAAGAAGAAAGAAGCGAAACCAAAGAAACCCAAGGAGCCCAAAGCCUCCAAGGUAGUUGACUACAGAACAUCAAAGGAAGGAUGGGUACAGAAGCAAGGACUGCUGUUCAAGAAGUGGAAGCGGGAGUACUUGUCUCUGGAUGAGGAGGACAGUGUACUGCGUUGGUGGAAGAAUGAGAGCAGGUCUAGCCUGGAUGCAGCACUCUACAUGAAGUACUGUGCUGAUGUGUCUGAGCCCAAGGCAGAGGCCACCACCACUUGGCCUGACGACACUGCCAACCGCUGCUUUGUAGUGUGCUCCCCUUACAGAGCCUUCUUCAUUGUGGCUGAAUCACCAGAGGAGAAAGAUGACUGGAUUCAGAAGCUAACAGCUGCUAAGGAGAAGUGGAACACUGAAGGACGCAAAGUGAUCUCAACUGAACUGAUCUCCGGAGCAUCUAUCAAGGGUGCCUUUGACUCUGCGGCUGCUGAUGCUGAUAAGACACUCAAAGAGGAGGGAGUAGUGAAGGAGAAGACAGAGGAAGCUCCUGCUGCUACUGAAGGUGAGACAGCACCUGCUGAGGCCGAGGGUGGGGUCGUUACCGUGGAGGUUGAUGUUGAAACACCGACCACUGAAGAACCCAAACCAGCUGAAGAGGCACCUAAAGAUGAAACUCCUACAGAAGAGGCACCAAAGGACGAAACACCAGCUGAGGAGGCACCAAAGGACGAAACACCAGCUGAGGAGGCACCAAAGGACGAAACUCCCACUGAAGAGGCACCAAAGGACGACACACCUGCCGAAGAUUCACCUAAAGAUGAAACUCCUGCAGCAGCUGAAGGUGAAGCAGAGGUCAAAGCAGACGACUAACCACUGUAUAUAUACACAAGAAAAAUUGUAACAAGCUAUCACCAGCUGUGAACUUAAUUAUGCAUAUCUUUAUCUGUUAUUAUAGGCACCCAAUUUAUUUGCGAUUUUUUUACACAAUUUUUCGUUAAUCCUUGCAUGCCACCCUUUUUAGCUCAACGUUUAAAAAUUUUUGUGUGAAUAAAUUGAUAUCUCAAACUUA